Eruca vesicaria subsp. sativa (arugula) is the source of this 910-nucleotide messenger RNA. The record is from the annotation of a GenBank genome assembly. NCBI's taxonomy places the organism in Eukaryota, Viridiplantae, Streptophyta, Magnoliopsida, Brassicales, Brassicaceae.
CUUGAGGAUGGCCGGCGGAGGAUUUGCGUUGGCUCCGGCACACGGAGUGGAGUUUGAGACAAAGAUUACUCCUAUAGUUAUCAUCUCUUGCAUCAUGGCUGCUACCGGUGGCCUCAUGUUCGGUUACGACGUUGGUAUCUCCGGCGGAGUGACAGCGAUGCCGGAAUUUCUGAAAAAGUUUUUCCCGGUGGUCUACGGGAGAGUGAAAUCCGGCGCCAAGAAACACAACUACUGCAAAUGUGACAACCAAGGACUACAACUCUUCACAUCAUCUCUAUACUUAGCCGGUCUAACCGCAGCGUUCUUCGCUUCAUAUACGACGAGAAAGCUCGGACGAAGGCCAACCAUGCUCAUAGCUGGCAUGUUCAACAUCGUCGGUGUGGUUCUCAAUGCUGCGGCACAAGACUUAGCCAUGCUUAUUGCAGGUAGGAUACUGCUUGGUUGUGGAGUUGGGUUUGCUAAUCAAGCCGUCCCGUUGUUCUUGUCGGAGAUCGCACCUACUAGGAUCCGAGGUGGUCUUAAUAUUCUUUUUCAGCUUAACGUCACUAUUGGAGUAUUGGUAUCCUCUUCGCCAAUCUUGAUCGAAGGCAGAUGGGGAUGGAGGCUGUCACUUGGUUUGGCGGGAAUCCCGGCGCUUCUACUGAUGGUGGUAGCUUUAUUGGUGACGGAGACGCCUACCAGUCUCGUCCAAAGAGGUCUUCUCGAUGAAGGAAAAACCGUUCUCCGUCAAAUUCGAGGAACCGUUAAUGUUGAACCAGAGUUCACCAAUCUCCUCGAAGCUAGCAGUCUUGCCAAAGAAGUCAAACACCCUUUCAGAAACCUUUUUCAAAGCCGGAACCGGCCUCAGCUCCUAAUCGCCAUUGCUUUGCAGGUCAAUAAUCCACUACUUCUUUACUCAAAAACUAGGUGA